This is a messenger RNA of Monoraphidium neglectum, 1251 nucleotides long. RefSeq lists its product as hypothetical. The transcript is spliced from 10 exons. The record is from RefSeq and is a predicted model, not a curated record. The coding region runs from base 1 to 1251 and encodes 416 amino acids. Lineage: Eukaryota; Viridiplantae; Chlorophyta; Chlorophyceae; Sphaeropleales; Selenastraceae.
AUGUCACGGGGGCUGCGCCACGUGGUGGCCCCGCCCAGCGCGGGCUGGCACCACGCAGGCGGCCUGCGGGACGCCGCCUCCCCAUACGCGCACAAGGUGCACUUCAUGGUGCACACGCUCCAGGACAGCAGCCGCAAGCAGGGAGACCGCGGGGAGAGGGCCGCGCCCUUCGACAUGGAGACGUUCAGGGAGCAGGUGUCGCGCCUCGCGCUGCCGCACCAGUCCUUCACCUUUGCCGCGAGCGCCCUGGACCUGCUGGAUGACCCCGCCCUGGCCACAGCCCUCAGCGUCACCACCAGGGCGGGGCUGGCGGAGCUGCCCACGGCUGCGACGCCCAGCGGGCGCAGCCACGACCCCGAUGUUGAGGCGCUCUUCAUUGACAGCCACGAGCUCGCGGCCCACAUCAGGAGGCGCUUCAACAUGGCGCCACGCAGGGAUGGCGCCAUGGACGCCCACGCCACCCUGGAGGUGCCGAUUUUCAUCCUCAGCCUCGACAGUGACCGGCCCCUGCUGCUGGACAGCCACCACAACGCGCGUUCCCUGGAGGACAUGGUGCUGGUGGUAGACAACGCGGCCAGCCAGGACGAGCACCCCACGGGCUUCAUGUGCGAGGGCUCCCUGCUGUCGCGCCCGCUGUCGCCCCUGCGCCACGCGCUGGCCGCCGUGCUGCAGCACCUCGGGGGCGUGCUGCCGCCGCACCUUGGAUACAACCCAGGGCGCGGCCUUGUAGCGCAUGACUGGCUGUGGAGCGUGGGCGCCCACCCGCUCAGCUGGACGUCCACGGGCACCGCCUACAGCCAGCUGCACAUAGAUGCGCUGCACAGGAGUUACAUCUUUGAUGCGUUGGACCGCUCCAUCGAUGACGUGAACGCGGGCGUGUCACUGCUGGCGGACGAGAAGCCGGACGAGCUCAGUCAUGCCCGCGUAGUAAGGCACAGGGAGCAGUUGCUGACGGCGCUCAAGCUGUACAGCCAGGCCGCGGCGACGUGGCGGGGCGCGGUGGCCCAUGCGUCUGCGCUCGAGUUUGGCGCGGCGGCGCGGAUGAUACCCGGCAUGGAGCGCGCAGCGGCGGCAUUCCUGGAGGCCUGCCAACAGGUGGACGCUACCCUGCACCCCCAGCGCUGCGCAGACCGCGCCGCGCCGAUCGCGCCGUCGGUGCUGCGCGCCAUCGUGGGCGGCAGCUGCGCGGCGGUCGCGCUGGCGCUGCUGCUGACGUGCGGGACGGCGCGGAGGAAGACCAAGGCGGGAUGA